Messenger RNA from Strongylocentrotus purpuratus (purple sea urchin), 2571 nucleotides. RefSeq lists its product as uncharacterized. The coding region runs from base 225 to 1379 and encodes 384 amino acids. The transcript has 6 exons. Gene Ontology annotation, molecular function: copper ion binding; superoxide dismutase activity. The record is from RefSeq and is a predicted model, not a curated record. NCBI's taxonomy places the organism in Eukaryota, Metazoa, Echinodermata, Echinoidea, Camarodonta, Strongylocentrotidae. Gene Ontology annotation, biological process: removal of superoxide radicals.
UUUUAUGGCCUUUCGGCGCCUUAUUAGGCAUACUGGAGGCCUGCAUAAUGCACUCCGAGCUUGUCUCCAACACAUUGAGUAAGUUAAAUUGGACUUGGAAGAGUUAACCUCAAUGCAACUCAGGAAAACUACUUAGCAUCCAGUCAUCUAAUUUUGGAGGAACACUCGAAAAUUGCCAUUCAUAUUCUUCGGUGUGAUUAUUUCAAUCGUAUAGAGACUUCAACAUGAUGAAUGUAUUCAACGUUUGUAAACGGGCCACAUGGCUGUCACUACUCUCAAUGGUCUUUCUAUCAGUAAUUAUUGAAUCGUCACAAGCCAUGACGAUUUCUCGCGAUGAACUUUCUCAACUCUUUGACGGUUUCCUCGACAAACUCGAACAAUGGGGCGACGACCCCGCCAAAGUCGACGAGAUAACGCACCAAGUGGAACCGCACAUCGUCAACGAAGCAGAAGAAAAUCCCGCCAAAGUCGAAGAGAUAGCGCGCCAAGUUGAACCACACAUCGACAACGAAGCAGAAGAAAAUCCCGCCAAAGUCGAAGACAUAGCGCGCCAAGUGGAACCGCACAUCGUUAACGAAGCAGAAGAAAGUCCCGCCGAACUUUCUCAAAAACUCAUAUCAAUUCUCCGCGAGCUGCACGAAGUUGAAUCGGAUAUGGACACGAGAAGGACGCCCCCGCCGCCGUCACUCGAACAAGACGUCAAAAGCGCUGAUGCUGUCCUGAUAGAACUCUUGAAUGAGAGUCGGAGAAUGACUGAAUCGGUGAACGACUCUGAUGACGAUGAUCACAACGAAUAUGAGGGUGAAGAUCAAUCGACAAGGUCACCGGCUUCAGUCAUAACGAUGUCGAAUCCACCCGCCGCUGAAGAUUUGCCAAAUGACAAUGAAAAUGACACACAUUUGUACGACUUUGCUGCGUGUGAACUGAGACUGAACGAGAGGCUUGAACCUCUUACCUUGGCAAAAUACCACCGAUUCAGAGGCACCGUCAACCUCCGACAAAAUAGAUCUAACGGGUCAAGUGACGUAACAAUCCGAUUGUUCGGCCUCAGUCCUAGCAACUCCAAUAGCCAAGGUCAUGGCGUCUACAUCCGGGAGUUUGGUGACCUCGGAGACGGUUGCCAACGGCUUGGGCCCAUAUUCGCUACCAAUCGCAAUCCUGAUCAGCAAGUUGGAUCAACUGGAUUGUUGGCGGUUGUGUCACCCGAUGAGAGCGGUUUUGUUCAAUACCGGACUACAGAGGUCGGGCACUUUGAUCUGGCAGGAAGAAAUAGUAUUUUCGGGAGGUCUAUUGUGAUUGAGCAAAACCAGGACACGUACAACGCUCCACUGGGUUGUUGCGUCAUCGGAGUGACACGUGAUGCAGAAGAGUGGAUGUGAUUGGACAGUUCAAAAUGGUCACACGACCCGCCUCUUCAGAAUAAACUUUAUGUCUAUGAGCUCCCCCAAAUAUUUUAAGAUGACAAAGCUGAUAUUGAUAUUUAGACCUUUGGUAAUGCUUUUGGAAUAAAAAUAAAAAGGAACUGUGCAAGAUUGAGUACAUAUUACAAUUUCAUGCGUCUCAUUUUCUGAAAACCAGUGCCCAUCUAGUUUUCGGACCGGCGCAUUGGUCAUGUGUGAUUGAAAAGUAUCAAUAUUGACAGUACAUGUAUCGUCAACCUGUCUUAGUGGCCACCUCUUUAUAAAGGCCAUCUGUCUAAAGUGAUCACCCAUAUUGCCUACCUCUAGUAAGAAACAUGUGUUGAAGAACGUGCCUAGACAUGCCACCUGUCUACAGAGGCCACUUUUUUGUGUUUCCAUUGUGUGAGCUUGAUAGACAGGUUUGACUGUAUUUGUAUCUUUGAGCUAACUGAGAGGAAGAAUAGAUCUCUACGUUCAUGACUGACUUACUGCGAAUAAUACGAGAACCAAAACACUUUUCGCGACCUAGAUCAAAAAGUUGAGAACAGAUAAUCGUUUUGUCCAAUUGUAUUCAUUGUUGUCACUUCUACAUGUGUCGCAAUUUGUAAUUUCUAUGCAGUGUGUGCCACAAUGGGUACAAAGUGCAUUAGACCUUGUUUGUGACAGACGUUGGUUACUACAACACGGAAGACUCCACAAUAAUACAUCAUAGUUCGUUUUGUGAUAUCUCUCUGUGCUUAAAAGCGCAGUAUACACCAUAUCAAAUCUUUUGUUUACAGAGUCACUCCCUAAAUGUAUGGGGUGUAAAUUGGAUACCCCUUACAAACGUUAUGAUAUAUUUUAAAGCAUGCUUACAAAUUAUCAUUAUUAGAUGUUCUUUUCUCUUUUGUAUACUAUUUGUGAAAGUAUUUGCAUUAUAUGCGAGUUCACAGCAUGUACUGAUGUAAUUUAGGCUUCCACCAACUUUAGAAUUUAACAAUCCACCUUAUAUCCACCCAAUAUGUAGACUUUAUGAAGCCAAGUACAAUUCUUUUUAUUUCUGCUGCCUUGAGAUUACUGGAGCGAAGAUAGGUUGUUUGAAGCCUGAACUACAUAGAUGACGCCCAAAGUUUUGUGAAUAAUAUGUGAAUUUUGCUCGGAUGAAAAUAAAUCACAUUAUUUGAUACGUUAA